Lactuca virosa is the source of this 1056-nucleotide messenger RNA. NCBI's taxonomy places the organism in Eukaryota, Viridiplantae, Streptophyta, Magnoliopsida, Asterales, Asteraceae. The record is from the annotation of a GenBank genome assembly.
AUGGCAAAGUAUGUGUUCGUCACUUGCAGCGCAUGGUGCACCGGACUGAUCUCUUACUCCCCGGUGCUAGAUAAGAAAGUGGCAGGUCAAUAUGUUGACCAGACAGAGCCGUUUGAGAUACCGGGCUGUAAACCGUUCCGGCCGGAGGAUGUUAUGGAUCCCAUGCUGGAUCGGGACGAUGAAGCCUAUCGGGCUUACGUAAACCUAGCAGUUGGUGUAACGUUAGCAGAUGGUUUCUUAAUCAACACAUGGGAAAAUCUGGAACCACAAUCUCUUCACGCUCUCAGAAAUAUCGAGAUUUUACGUUCCAUCCUAAAAAACAAACCGGUUUACACGGUUGGUCCGAUAACCAAAAAAUACGAACAGGUCGGCUUGAAGAGUGAGGUGAUUGAAUGGGUUGAUAAACAGCCGGAAAGGUCAGUCAUAUACGUAUCUUUUGGAAGCGGCGGAACCUUAUCAGCCGAGCAAAUUACGGAGCUGGCUUGGGGAUUGGAGCUGAGCCAACAAAGAUUUGUUUGGGUGGUCCGGCCACCUGCUGGACAUAUCAGAGACGGGACUUUUUUGGAAUCUGGUUAUUCCGGUGAACCAAAUGGUGAACCUGGUUAUCUUCCAGAAGGGUUCUUGAGUGGAACCAGGGAAAUAGGUUUUGUUGUGCAUUCAUGGGCACCACAGGUGGAGAUUUUGAACCACGCGUCGGUUGGGGUUUUUUUGACACACUGUGGAUGGAACUCAAUGUUAGAGAGCAUCAGCAGUGGGGUAGCCAUGAUAGCAUGGGCGUUGUAUGCUGAACAGAGGAUGAAUGCAACGAUGCUAACGGAGGAGCUGAAGGUGGCAGUGAGACCGGAGGUGUUGCCGAUGAAGAAAGUGGUGGGGAGGGAGGAGGUAGAGAGGAUGGUGAGGGGUUUGAUGGAGGGAGAAGAAGGAAAAGCAAUGACAGAAAAAGUAAAGAGAUUAAAGGAAGGUGGGGAGGAAGCAUUGAGCGUAAAUGGUUCGUCUUAUAUUUCAACAUGUAGAUUUGUCGAGGAUUGCUGGUCUCGAAUUCAGCUGCCAAUCUGA